This is a messenger RNA of Paramecium tetraurelia, 703 nucleotides long. RefSeq lists its product as uncharacterized. Gene Ontology annotation, cellular component: cytosolic large ribosomal subunit; ribosome. Gene Ontology annotation, molecular function: structural constituent of ribosome; RNA binding. The transcript has 3 exons. Lineage: Eukaryota; Ciliophora; Oligohymenophorea; Peniculida; Parameciidae. Gene Ontology annotation, biological process: translation. The record is from RefSeq and is a predicted model, not a curated record.
AUGAAGCAUAAUUAACAACUUCCUAAUGCUCACAUGCGUAAACACUGGACACGAUUCGUGAAGACAUUUUACAACCAACCAGCUGCCAAAAGAAGAAGACAACAAAGAAGAUAGGCAAAUGCAUUAAAGGCUUCACCAAGACCUGUUGAAUUACUCAGACCAGUAGUGAGAGGACAAACAAUCAAAUAUAACGGAGUGUAAAAGUUAGGAAGAGGAUUCUCUUUGAUUGAGCUUAAAGAGGCAGGACUCAAUGCUUAAUUUGCUAGAACAGUUGGAAUUGCUGUUGAUCAUAGACGUAGAAACAAUAACUAAGAGGAAUUGGCUGCUAAUGUUAAAAGAAUCAAAGCUUAUUUGUCUAAAUUAGUCCUCUUCCCAAGAGUAGCAGGCAAACCUAAGAAUGGUGUCGUAAAGGAUUCAGGAAAUGAUGUCGUUGCUUAACCAGUUGUUUAGAAUACUAAUCCAGAAGUUAUUACCUUCUAAAGAACACCCAGAAGAGAGAAGGCAACAGUAAUAUCUAAAGAACUCAGAGCUAAGAAUGUUUAUCGUAGACUUAGAUAAGAAUGGUAUAAUGCUAAAUUCGUUGGAGUCAAAGAGAAAAGAAAGAAUGCUAAAGAAUAAAAGAAAUGAUUAGUGUACAAUUGGAUAUAUUAAACAUUUUUAAUUAUUGAAUUUCUUGUAAAUCUAAUAAAUCUAAUUUUGGCAA